GAGACGAGGACGGCCUGGAAGAUGAAGCAGCUGCUGCUGCUGCUGCUGUGGAGCUCAGGAGUCCAUCUGGAAGACAGAAACCAUCCAGCUGAUCCUGAUGAUGAGUUCAGGCUGGUGGGAGGAAGCUCUGGCUGUUCAGGCGGAGUGGAGCUGAAACACCUCGGAGAAUGGAGACCGGUGGAGGACGAUUACUGGAACCUGAAGUCAGCUGCUUCAUUCUACUCGGUGCGGCUGCUGAAUGGAUCCAGUCGUUGUUCAGGCAGACUGCAGGUGAAGACUAACCCGUCUGACCAGACCUGGUCCUCAGUGUGUGAAGCAGACCUGGACCAGCAGGACGCAGAGGUGGUGUGUCGGGAGCUGGGCUGUGGGGCUCCUUCAGUCCUGCAGGGGGCGCUCUAUGGAGACGUGCAGUCUCCCAGGUGGAGCCCAGAGUUCCAGUGUGGAGGCCAUGAGUCUGCUCUGCUGAACUGUAGAAGCUCAGGCUCAGCUAGAAGCAGCUGCUCACCUGGUAAAGCUGCUGGACUCACCUGCUCAGUUCCAUUCAGGUUGGUGGGAGGAGCCAGUCACUGUGCAGGAAGUCUGGAGCUGAGAUAUCUUGGCAAACAGAAACCUGUGGAGAACCAUGUCACCCUGAAGACAGCAGCUCUUGUCUGUGAACAUCUGAACUGUGGCUCUCUUGUUUCUAUAAAAUCAACUUCUAUGUCAUUUCAAUCUAUGUGGAGUAUCUCCUCAGAUUGUGCUCAAUCUGUGUCUAAUCUGUGGAACUGUGUGGAAUCGUCCCGCUCCGAAUUCACCCUGAACCUCACCUGCUCAGUUCAGUAA
Salarias fasciatus (jewelled blenny) is the source of this 822-nucleotide messenger RNA. RefSeq names its product scavenger receptor cysteine-rich domain-containing protein SCART1-like. The coding region runs from base 22 to 822 and encodes 266 amino acids. The transcript has 7 exons. Lineage: Eukaryota; Metazoa; Chordata; Actinopteri; Blenniiformes; Blenniidae. The record is from RefSeq and is a predicted model, not a curated record. Gene Ontology annotation, molecular function: serine-type endopeptidase activity. Gene Ontology annotation, cellular component: plasma membrane. Gene Ontology annotation, biological process: zymogen activation.